Molecule: messenger RNA, 1733 nt
Organism: Aspergillus alliaceus
Lineage: Eukaryota; Fungi; Ascomycota; Eurotiomycetes; Eurotiales; Aspergillaceae
Product: Alpha/Beta hydrolase protein
Exons: 7
Coding region: 281-1486 (401 amino acids)
Molecular function (GO): hydrolase activity
Source: RefSeq, a predicted model, not a curated record
ACAGUCCAUCCCAGUACAAUGAAACCGGUGACUAUUAUCUCUAUUCCAACAUUCGUUAUGCUGCACCUCCCGUCCGUGACCUUCGUUGGGCAAAGCCUCAGCCUCCUCGAGCCUUGAUCCGUCCGUCGACCCAAAUGCAAACGUGACAUGCACACAGGUAACACCAAACUGGUGGAACAUCACUGGCUUUCCCGGCGGAUUUACCGGGGGAGUAGAAGAUUGUCUCUUCCUCGACGUUUAUGUGCCAAGAAACCAGACAAACUACGGGGAAACGCCUAUUAUGCUCUGGAUUCAUGGAGGCGGGUUUAUCACGGGCUCAAAGACCGCCUCUGGCGACCCAUCCGGCCUGCUGUGGGCAGCAGAUGAGCCCAUCAUUUAUGUGGCAAUUAAUUACCGGCUUGGAGGUCUUGGUUUUCUAGCUGGCCAAGAAGUCGCGACUGCUGGUGUUGCUAAUGCUGGACUGCAUGAUCAACGAGCGGCUUUUCGCUGGGCACAAGACCAUAUUGCUGCAUUUGGAGGCAAUCCAGCUGAUAUCACUGUCUUUGGUGAAUCAGCAGGUGCAGCGUCAAUUAUGUAUCAUCUUACUGGAUAUGGUGGCAAGGACUGCCCCCCCUUCCGCCGGGCAAUACUGCAGAGCAAUGGAUUCUGCCCUUGGAGAGGCCAUGCGAAUAACGAAGCCAGGUUCUUGGCAUUCGCCAAUGCUGCUGGGUGUUCUGAUCUCGAGUGCCUUAGAAACGCAUCAACCGAGGCGGUGAUACAAGCAAAUAUUAAUCUCCUGGUCAAUUCGACCGAGAUGUAUCAGCCACAAAUUGAUGGAAAUCUGGUUCCGGACUAUCCUGGUUGGCUAUUAAGCACUGGAAAGUUCUGCAGUGACGUGGAGAUCAUGGUUGGCAAUAAUGAUGAUGAGGGUGGCUGGAUGCUCAACAAUCCUGCUGUUCACGAGGUGGCUUACUCGAAUGACACAUCGAAAGCCAACAUUGAAAAAGGCUUCACAUUUGGCUUGGGCACUCCUCUUACCACAGGUGUAAUGGAACGAUUGCUGGAGCUGUACCCAGCACCUUCCAACAGGACCACUUAUAGUGACAUGCUUGGGCUGAUGACACUCUUCCAAUCUGAGCAGAACUUCCUCAGCUCGACCUUUGCUAUUGUCAAUGCGUGGAAAAAGCACGUCUUUGCCUACAAGUUCUCUGUCGGUUAUGCGAUCCACGCCAUGGAUGUACCAUACACAUACUACGACGGACCAACUGCUGAAGUGAAAAACGCAACUGCAGCUAUUGCUUUGCAGAAAUACCUCACGCGGUUUGCCAUAACCGGUGAUCCUAACCAGAAACCAGCUAAGACAGAUACUCUUCCUUUAUUCCUUCGAAUGGAUACUAGUAUGACCAAGCCUGUAUUCAAGAUUGAUGACAGUUCUUACGAGUACGUCAGCGAUGACUACUUCAUGAACGAGCGAACAGAAUUCUUGGCAAGCGGACUGUGGAUUUAAUGAGCGAGAAGCAACAGAUGAUUCACACGAGAGAUGGAGGGGAUGAAGCCCUUCUUGCAACGAGAAUUGUGUAGACUGUUAAACCCGCCCCAACCCGCUCAAACCGCCAAGGAUUGGGUGGGUUGGACCUUUAAUUAACCAUUGGAUUCUCGAUAUUAUUGGUUGACCCAUAGCACGGCGGAGCAACCCCCUAAAUUGCCAAGAUAUUUUGUGUGGUGAAUUACUGUAUUUAGGUCACAUCACAUAC